AAAAAAGCAAAAGCAAAAGCACAAACAUACCAUUCUGGCAUUCUCUAUUUCUUUUCUCUCUCCACAAUUCUCCUCUUUAUCUUUCAUUUCUUUCUUUCUCUUUGAGGUGAAGAGAGAGAGAGAGAGUGACUGUGUGUAUGCUUGAUUUGAUGCAAAUGAAGAAAGGGUUUCUGCCAAACCCAUUUUUUGAUCGUCACUGAACUUCUUCUUCGUCUUCUUCUUGUUAAGCUCUCUUUUUUGCAGAGUUUAAGCGUUCAGAUCUGAGGAUUUGAAGAUUUCUCUGCAAGUAGGCUUGGGUUUUUAAAAUCCUUUGAAUCCAAACUCGGUUUAAUACCUGGAUCAUCAAAACACCAAACUUUUCAACUUCAACUUGAAAAGAUAUAUUCUUUUUGAGAUUUGGGCAGUCUCUCUCAAUUGAACCCACAAGAUGCAGAGGCCUCCGCCUGAGGAAUUUGUAUUGAAGGAGACCAAACCCCAUCUGGGAGGGGGAAAGGUCACUGGUGACAAGCUCACGAGCACCUAUGAUCUUGUUGAACAGAUGCAAUAUCUCUAUGUCCGGGUUGUUAAGGCCAAGGACUUGCCUGGGAAAGAUGUUACAGGUACCUGUGACCCUUAUGUGGAAGUUAAGCUUGGAAACUAUAAGGGUACCACUCGGCAUUUUGAGAAGAAGUCCAAUCCUGAGUGGAACCAGGUGUUUGCAUUCUCAAAAGAUCGUAUUCAGGCCUCAGUGCUUGAGGUAACUGUCAAGGAUAAAGAUCUUGUGAAGGAUGAUUUCAUGGGUCAUGUUUUGUUUGAUUUGAGUGAGAUACCAAAACGUGUACCACCAGAUAGUCCAUUGGCACCACAGUGGUAUAGAUUGGAGGAUAGGAAAGGAGAUAAAGUUAAAGGGGAAGUGAUGUUAGCUGUAUGGAUGGGUACACAGGCGGAUGAAGCUUUUCCAGAUGCUUGCCAUUCUGAUGCAGGUUCUGUAAGUGGAAUGGAUAGUCUUGCCAAUAUUCGUUCAAAGGUAUACCUCUCCCCGAAACUGUGGUAUUUGAGGGUCAAUGUAAUUGAAGCUCAAGAUCUCCAACCAAGUGAUAAAGGUCGGUAUCCAGAAGUGUUUGUGAAGGCUAUCCUGGGAAAUCAAGCCUUGAGAACAAGAAUUUCUCCUAGUAGGAGUAUCAAUCCUAUGUGGAAUGAGGACCUUAUGUUUGUGGCGGCAGAACCAUUUGAGGAGCAUUUGAUAUUGAGUGUGGAAGAUCGAGUUGCACCUAACAAGGAUGAAGUGUUGGGGAGGUGUGCAAUUCCUUUGCAGUAUGUGGACAGGAGGCUUGACCACAGACCUGUUAAUACAAGGUGGUUUAAUCUGGAGAAACAUGUUGUUGUAGAAGGGGAAAAGAAGAAAGAAAUUAAGUUUGCCAGCAGGAUUCACAUGAGAAUCUGUCUGGAGGGUGGUUAUCAUGUUCUGGAUGAAUCAACACACUAUAGUAGCGAUCUUCGACCUACAGCCAAACAGUUGUGGAAGCAGAGUAUUGGGGUACUUGAAUUAGGUAUCCUCAAAGCACAGGGAUUGAUGCCCAUGAGGACAAAGGAUGGUCGGGGAACAACUGAUUCGUACUGUGUGGCGAAGUAUGGCCAGAAGUGGAUUCGUACACGUACCAUUAUAGACAGUCUCAUGCCCAAAUGGAAUGAGCAAUAUACCUGGGAGGUUUUUGAUCCCUGUACUGUCAUAACCAUUGGGGUAUUUGAUAACGGUCAUUUACAUGGAGGGGACAAGUCUGGAGUGGCCAAAGAUGUGACGAUUGGCAAGGUGCGAAUCCGUCUUUCCACACUUGAAACUGAUCGGGUUUACACGCACUCUUAUCCUCUCCUGGUCCUGCAUCCUAGUGGUGUCAAGAAGAUGGGAGAAAUUCAUUUGGCAGUGCGUUUCACAUGCUCAUCUUUGCUCAAUAUGAUGCACAUGUACUCGCAACCUUUGCUGCCAAAGAUGCACUAUCUCUAUCCACUUACAGUUAGCCAGCUUGAUAGUUUGAGGCACCAGGCCACUCAGAUUGUGUCCAUGAGGCUGAGCAGAGCAGAGCCACCAUUAAGGAAGGAGGUUGUUGAAUACAUGCUGGAUGUGGGAUCUCACAUGUGGAGCAUGAGAAGAAGCAAAGCUAACUUUUUCAGAAUCAUGGGGGUUUUUGGUGGGUUAAUCGCAGUUGGCAAAUGGUUUGAUCAGAUUUGUAAUUGGAAAAACCCCAUCACUACAGUGCUGAUUCACAUAUUGUUUAUAAUACUAGUUCUCUACCCAGAGCUUAUAUUACCAACAAUCUUCCUGUAUCUCUUCCUGAUUGGUGUUUGGUAUUACAGAUGGAGGCCAAGGCAUCCUCCUCACAUGGACACUCGUCUUUCACAUGCAGAGUCUGCACAUCCUGAUGAGCUAGAUGAAGAGUUUGAUACAUUCCCAACUUCUCGGCCUUCUGAUAUUGUAAGGAUGAGAUAUGAUCGGUUGAGAAGUAUUGCUGGGAGGAUUCAGACUGUGGUUGGAGAUUUGGCCACUCAAGGGGAGAGACUGCAAUCUUUGCUGAGCUGGCGAGAUCCAAGGGCCACAGCUCUGUUUGUGAUUUUCUGUUUGGUGGCUGCCAUUGUUCUGUACGUUACUCCUUUCCAAGUUGUAGCACUUCUCACUGGAUUUUAUUUGUUGAGACAUCCCAGGUUUCGCCACAGGCUUCCUUCAGUGCCACUCAAUUUCUUCCGACGGUUGCCAGCAAGAACUGAUUGCAUGUUGUGAGCAAAAAGGGAUUUAUCUGCAUUUCUGUUUAGCAUUUUAUUGGAUUGUUAAGUCAGUGAACAAGACGCAGAAAGUAAUGGAGCUUGUUUGCUUUCUAUGUUUACCAGCGGAAGUUGGUUCUGGUAUGAUGUGUAAGCUUCCUCUGAAGGUAGUAGAUUUUGUGGAUUUUCUGGUCAUUUUAAGUUAUUUAAUAGAUUUCCUGUUUUAAGCUUUGAGAUUUAUGAUAAUCAAUUUGCGAGCAUUUGUAAUUUUGUAGGUUGUUAUUGGAAUUUAACCUUUGAUGAUCA
Messenger RNA from Hevea brasiliensis (rubber tree), 3039 nucleotides. Its product is annotated as FT-interacting protein 3. The record is from RefSeq and is a predicted model, not a curated record. The transcript has 3 exons. Bases 428 to 2752 code for a protein of 774 amino acids. Lineage: Eukaryota; Viridiplantae; Streptophyta; Magnoliopsida; Malpighiales; Euphorbiaceae.